GGGCAGCAGGGGGCGGUAAGGGUCUCUAAGUUCCAGGCGUACAAAUCAGACUUACAAACUGAGAAUUUAAAAGUUGAAAUUCUGAAGUGCAAAUUGCAGAAAGCGGUAUAUUCGAGUUUAUAUUCAUUACUGAAGUCUCUCCACAUGUAACGAACCAAUGGAGUUUCCGAAGCUUCCACCUCACGACGGAGCUGUUUUGUCUGUGGUGGACAUGCACACCGGAGGAGAACCUUUACGCAUCAUCAUAAGUGGUUAUCCAGAUGUGACUGGGGACACUGUCCUUGCCAAACGGCGUUACGCACGAGAACAUCUUGACCACCUUCGGAAAGUACUGAUGUUUGAGCCCCGUGGUCACUAUGAUAUGUAUGGGGCCUUGCUGGUCCAAAGUGAAAUAGCAGAAGCGGACAUUGGGGUUCUGUUCAUGCACAAUGAGGGCUACAGCACUAUGUGCGGCCAUGCUGUUAUUGCACUUGGGCGUUUCGCUGUAGACUACGGCCUGGUUAAGGCCCCAACUUCACCAGAGACCCAAAUAAACAUCCACUGUCCAUGUGGCUUGGUGAAGGCUUUUGUGGAGUACUCCAACGGCAAAACGGGAGCAGUGAGGUUCCAUAGUGUCCCAGCUUUUGCUUUUGCGACAGAUGUGAAAGUGACUGUUCCUGGAUAUGGUGAGGUCACAGUAGACAUAAGUUACGGGGGAGCUCUGUAUGCUUUUGUCAGUGCUGACAGGUUUGGAAUGGACGUCAGUAAGUCCAGAACUAGAGAUCUGGUGGAUGUAGCCACUGCUGUGACCAAUGCAGUCAAAUCUCAGGUGAAGUUACACCAUCCUGUUAGUGAAGAUCUAGCUUUCCUUUAUGGUACCAUCCUCACUGAUGGCAAAGAUGCCUUUUCUGAUGAGCCCACAGCCAACAUUUGUGUAUUUGCUGAUGCUCAGGUGGACAGGAGCCCCACUGGGUCAGGUGUGACUGCCCGCAUCGCUCUGCAGUACCACAAAGGUCUGAUCCAACUGCACCAGACUAGGAGCUUCAAAAGCGGAACCACAGGAGCUAUAUUUACAGGAAAAGCAGUACAGGAGACCACGUGUGGGGACUUCAAGGCAGUGGUGGUUGAGGUUGCGGGUCAUGCUUACUACAGUGGAGUGGCCAGCUUCACUCUGGAGAAUGAUGACACCCUGAAGAAUGGCUUCCUCCUCCGAUAAGUCUGCUAUGGUACUAAAGCAAACAUCUGAUGAGCUGGAGUGAAGAUCUCCAUGUCCUCCAGUAAUUUAUGCCAUUACACUGGGGAACUGCUGGGGUCCACAUGUUAUUUUAAAUCUAUAUUUCUUUUGCAGGAAAUCUGUAUGAAUAAAUUACUCUAUUAAUGAUUGUAUAUUCAACAAAUAAAGUAUUUUAACUGUA
Molecule: messenger RNA, 1394 nt
Organism: Colossoma macropomum (tambaqui)
Lineage: Eukaryota; Metazoa; Chordata; Actinopteri; Characiformes; Serrasalmidae
Product: trans-L-3-hydroxyproline dehydratase
Exons: 6
Coding region: 158-1195 (345 amino acids)
Molecular function (GO): hydro-lyase activity
Source: RefSeq, a predicted model, not a curated record